UCCCGCCACGCGGUGCCCCAGCACUUGCGAAGCGUUGUGGGAUUUGUAGUCUUCAUGGCCGCGCAGGUUCAGCGCUUGCCGCCAAAACGAAACUACAAAUCCCAGCAGGUCGUGUGGGACUGCCUGGAAGCGAGGAGGAGGAGGAGGAGGGAAGGAGAGAAAAAUUCCUUCCCUGGAUGCUGGUAAAGAUGGCGGCUUGGGGAAGGAGGCGCGGUAUCACCGGGAUGAGGGAAAGGGGCCCACUGAAUUCAACAGACUGCUAUAUUGUCCGUGAAAUCUACAAUGGGGAAAAUGCACAGGAACAAUUUGAAUACGAGCUGGAGCAAGCCUUGGAGACCCAGUACAAGUAUAUUAUUAUCGAGCCAACUCGAAUUGGAGAUGAGACAGCACGUUGGAUCACAGUUGGGAAUUGCUUGCAUAAAACAUCUGUCAUUGCGGGAUCAGUGUGCCUGUUAGCCCCUUUAGCACUGGCUCCAGAAUAUGCUCGUUACCUAACCCUUCCUAUCGGGGCCAUCAGUGUGGCCUGUGCAGCGCUCUAUGGCAUUUCAUGGCAAUUCGACCCUUGCUGCAAGUACCAAGUGGAGUAUGACACAUGCAAACUCUCCCGGUUACCCCUGAACACACUCACUUCAUCCACGCCUGUGGUUCUGAUUAGAAAAGAUGAUAUUCACAGGAAAAGACUCCACAACACAAUAGCAUUGGCAGCGUUGAUGUACUGUGUUAAGAAAAUUUGUGAGAUCUGUGCAGUAUGAUUGGGACAAAUGGUGCUGUUAUAUCAACCUAAUAGUACUGUUAAUAUGAUAAGUUGUGGCCAGUGGAGAAUGCAGGAACAAGGUCCCAAAUAGAUUUUUCGAAGUAUCUCCCCUUUGUAUACUGCGGUCUCCAGUCCACAUUUUAGUUUUGCCCAUCCCCAUGACCUUGAACUUCUCUAAAAGGCCAUAGUGUAGACCUGACAUUUAUGAGAAAUUCAAUAUAUGCAGAGCUGCUGUUUCAGGUGAUGAACAGGCAAAUGAUCUGUUAUCUUCAUAUUCUGCAAAUUUCUACAAAAAAGGCAUUAUCUGGCUUUUGAGUUAUUCUCCUAUUUUACAGUACAGAAAGAAUUCCCUCAAGGGUCUGAAAUAUAUAUACAGAGUUGAACACUUAUAUUUUUAAAAUUUAAGUGAUAGCUUUGGUAGAUCUUGCCAAUUGAUAUUACUGCAAUUCAGAAACAUUACUGCAUGUGUAUUAUAAAAUGUGAUCUUCACGUUUAUUUCCUGUGCUAGGCUGCAGCACUUGAGAUGAAUUAAUUUAACCUGACAUUCAGUUACUACUUUAAUGGUGCAAUUGUAGCAAGUCAGUUCCAAUUGAAAUUGUUACAUUAAAGACAGAAAAUGAAAUUCACUUGCAAAACAUGAAGUUAGCGUGUCUGAAUUUAAUGUGCGAUAACUCCAUUUGUUUUUUAACGUGGGUUACCACAUUGUGGUCAUGAAUGCUGAAGUUUUAAAGACCGGUGAGGGAGCUAACGCACCUAAAUGUUCAUCAGUGGGGUUUAAAUUUUGUUAAUAGCUCAGGUUCAUCCCCAGUGCUUUACUAUGAAGAAAAGCCCGAGCUUUGUUGCUGCCACUUUUCCUCACUGCUGCAGUAUGAAAUUUACAAUUGAAUUGGAGUUGGAAUCUGUGAAAAUAAUGUUUUGAUGUAGUAAAUAGUUUAAAUUCCAAACCAAAUCCAAGAAAAUUUUGAAAUUAGAAUUUGUCUUUCUAUGCAUUCGAAUGUGGUUCCGGUUUCCCUGCAACCAAGCUGUUGCUAUAAUAUAAAGACCUUUUCCUUAAUUUGGUAAUAAAAGGGACCAUUUUCGGAUGCAAUCACAAUGUCACCAAGAUGCCUCAUUUUAAUUUUGGUGACAUUUUCAUCCCGACUCACGGGUCAGUGCUUUUACUGCAUGUUUUUUAGUAUUUUGUUUUCAUUCCUCCCAGUAAUAUUUCAUUGGAAGCAACAUAAAGUUCUGAAAGGGCAGUGCAGAGGAUUGGAGGGACCCAAGUUGUGGGUUCGGGUCAUACUUUAGGAUUACAAUGCAAUGUAAGAAAGAAUUGCAUUUAUUUUCCUUGGCUUGUGUAAUGGAACUGGUAUUUAUACAAUGCAGUGAUGAACUUUGUGUGUACAAUGGGAUGAUGGUAUGUGUCUGAUUAAAAGUGAGACACUUCAGGCAUAAAGAUUGUUGGGCACGUUAUGCAAAUUAUAUUUUAAAAAAUAAUUUUUUUGAAAACUUUAUAAAUACGUGUAUCUUGGAUGUUCUUAGACAAUCCAAUAAAGAUUGAGAAGAAUUGGUAUUGGAAUUGCUAAAUGACAUGACUUGGUUAGUUUUACCCAACAGAUGGUGAGGUUUAUGCUUUUGAAUGUGGAGGUUGUAUGCAACACUAUACCCUGAUCUAAUGAUGUGCUUGAUGGUGGCUGACACUAACAUUUUCGGUAAAUACUUCAAAGAAUUACCUUAUCUUUUUGUGCUGGAAAUUAACAGAAAUGCUGAGCAAGCACUCUGCUUAUUGCUUGGUGUGUUUUCCCAGAAAAGAAGUUAAAAAGUUUUCUGAAAUGUUUGCCAAGUACAAUCUGGUAUUGAUGCCACUGAAUAGUCGAUAUGAUAAAAUUAAAAGCUUUUUUUUUUAAAUUUAGACAUAUCAAGUGACAUGAAAGAGGGCAUUCUGCAAAAUCGUCACAACUUUGGCUGUUGUAAAUUUUGGCUAUUGGUUGCCCUGUGUAGCUAUAUUGCUAAUGGCCAGCCUCAACAUUUGUAACUUUCACUCUCAUCCCCUCUCGCUGUCAUUUUUGCUCCUCCCUUUUUAUACCUUUCUUACUUUGUACCCUCUUUCCAGGAAAUUUGAUUGUAUGGCAUAUUUCAGUAUCAAAAUGAUCAUGUCCCAUUUUUUACACAGAACCCUAGGUGAGGUGAACACUAGUGUUUUUCUAAGACUGAUGUUCAUCACGAGUACCCAAAGUAAAACCAGGCAAGAGGUAACAUAAAUUACCUUUGUGCCAUUCAAUAAGUUUACUUCAUUUACUUGAGUCAUUUAUUUCAUUUGCUGGGUAAGUUCUUUCCAUAUACCCCAUUAUCUUUGAGUCAUGGUAACUUGUUGACCAGGAGCCAGUAUUACUUCAAUUACUGCCUUAAAUAAUAUUUUAAAUGUUCAACCUUUUCUAAACAUUACACCAUUGUCAGCUUUUAGAUUUUUAAUAUGGUAAACAAUAUGCUAAGUGCACAUUUGUAAGCCAGUGGAAACAAAUUAUGCAGCUGCCAAUGUAGUAAUAUAUACACCAAACUGUAAUAUUCCAAGUUUAACAACUGUACUAUUAAAAUCUGAAACCGCCAGCUAAAGUAAAGGACAACGUAUGUU
Rhincodon typus (whale shark) is the source of this 3365-nucleotide messenger RNA. RefSeq names its product transmembrane protein 11 (gene tmem11). Bases 177 to 752 code for a protein of 191 amino acids. The transcript has 2 exons. The record is from RefSeq and is a predicted model, not a curated record. Gene Ontology annotation, cellular component: mitochondrial inner membrane. Lineage: Eukaryota; Metazoa; Chordata; Chondrichthyes; Orectolobiformes; Rhincodontidae. Gene Ontology annotation, biological process: inner mitochondrial membrane organization.